AUGAAGUGCCCUGAGGGACAGCUGCCCAAUCCUUCGGAAAAGGAUUCAACACCAACAGCUUCAACAUCAGAGGUAAUGAGCUUCCACGACCCCCAAAGUCCUGUGGACCUUGGAGCUGACACUGCCGGCGAUCGUGGCGCCGAAACUGCCGGCGACCAAGGCAGCCAAACUCCUGCAGACCAUGGCGCCCAAGCCGACGCCGAAAGCGGCGCCCAGGCUGCUGCCGGCACUCCGCUGGAAAACUUACUGAAAGGGAAAGAAGAGAUGAAUAGAAGCCGGGAUGAACCUCCUUACGAACUUGAGAACCAAUUUAUAUUGCGUCUGCCUCCGGAACAUGCUUCUGCUGUAAGGAAGAUAGUACAUUCCACAAGUGUUGCCAUGAAGGAUAAACUAAAAAUUGACUUAUCUCCUGAUGGACAUCAUGCAGUUGUUGAGGUAGAAGAUGUCUCACUAACUGCUAACCUGGUUGAUUUGCCUUGUGUUAUUGGAAGCCUGAAAACUCUUGAUAAAAAAACCUUUUAUAAAACAGCGGAUAUUUCCCAGAUGCUUGUAUGCACUGCUGAUGGUGAUCCCCACUCUUCCCCGGAAGAACCAACUACCUCUACUGAUCUUAAAGUAAUCGCAAAAAAUGAAAGAGAGGGCAAGAAAAAAUAUGUCUGGAAGCAUGGCAUUACACCACCACUUAAGAAUGUCAGAAAGAAAAGAUUCCGCAAAACAAUAAAAAAGCUCAUUGAUUUUGAAGAAAUCAACUGUACUGAGGAAAAAGGCAUUCCUGCAAAACACAGGGUGUUAAAUGACGUUCCUGGUAUUCCCUUCUCCCCCACUUUGGUUCAGUACAUUGAAUCUCCUGAAGUGGAAAAGGAAGUGAAAAAACUGCUGUGUUCAGAUGCUGAAGCUGUCAGUACCCGAUGGGAAGUCAUUGCUGAAGAUGAAACCAAGGAAAUAGAAAGUCAAGGCUUCAUCCCAGGCUUUAAGAUAUCCCCAGGAAUGAGUGGCUAUAAGCAGGGUCAUGUCUCAUCAGAAUGUGAGAUGCUUCGGGAGAUGUUCAGUGAUUCUAGUAGUAACAGUGAUAAGGAUGAUGACGAUGAUGAAGAGGAGGAAGAUGACUACGAUGAUGAUGAAGAUGAGGAAGAGGAGAAAGAUUAUUAUGAAGAGGAUGUGGAAAGGAAGCUACAGGCCAAGUUCAUUGAACCUGGCCAGCAUGAGGCCAAGGAAAGAGCCAGUUCAAUAGUCAUGGAAAUUCAGAAGCAGAUUCAUCACAUGGAGAAAAAGCUCCUGGAGAUUCAGUGCAAAGCACAAAGACAGAAAAAUCUCAUCAUGAAAUUGGAAAACCUGAUGCUCAAGAAUCAUUUACAGUCUGUGCUGGAGCAGCUUAAGUUAGAGGAAAAAGAAAAAAAUGAGCAGCUCAUUUCCCUACGGGAACAAUUGAAAUAUCUUCUGGAAAAGUGAGGAGAGCCUGCAGCCUGGCACGUAAACCUUGGAUUCACCAUCCAGACUGAAGACUGGGUGAAACUGCAUGUUUCUGUUCCUUUGUUGCCUCAUGUUGAAUCAU
Molecule: messenger RNA, 1552 nt
Organism: Ceratotherium simum simum (southern white rhinoceros)
Lineage: Eukaryota; Metazoa; Chordata; Mammalia; Perissodactyla; Rhinocerotidae
Source: RefSeq, a predicted model, not a curated record